This is a messenger RNA of Trichobilharzia regenti, 1656 nucleotides long. NCBI's taxonomy places the organism in Eukaryota, Metazoa, Platyhelminthes, Trematoda, Strigeidida, Schistosomatidae. The record is from the annotation of a GenBank genome assembly.
AUGUCAAUAAUAAAUGUAAUCAGUAUUAUUUAUUAUUUCAAGGAGAUAAAAGAUAAAAAUACCGGUCAGUCAAAUGAAGUUGAAAGUACUGAUGAAGAAGAAGGUUCAAUGUUUAAGUCUACUAUUGGAAUCGUGCUAACUUGUUUGGGUUGUGUAGUUGGAUAUGGAAAUAUUUGGAGGUUUCCAAGAAUUUUAGCAACUUACAGCUAUGAAAAAGGUUCACUUACAUUCUAUUUGGUUUGGAUAUUUGUACUUUUUUUGUGGUCGGUUCCUAUCGUGAUUGUUGAGUAUACCCUGGGUCGGUUUACACGCAAUUCAAUAGCUGGUUCAUUCAAUAAAUUUUUUGGUGAUAGAUUUUCAAGUAUUGGUGGAUGGGUUGUUGCAGUGACAUUUCUGCUAAGCGCAUAUUAUCCAGUGAUUAUUGGCUGGUGCUUGUAUUACUCUUUUACGACUUGUUUCUUUGGUCUGCCUGCAACUGAAGCGGAAAGUACAGAAAGCUUUAAUAAAUAUGCUAUGGAAUCAUAUUUGCCUGUUCUCACACAGUGUAUGAGUGUGGGUCUUGCAGCCGUUUCUGUAUUUGGUGGUAUCAAUUGGAUUGAGAGAGUCAACAACAUACUAGUUCCUUUUCUAGUCUCUAUAGUGAUUUUCACAUUUGGUUGGGCACUUACACGACCUUAUUCAGAAGUAGGGAUAAAAUUCUUGUUUACACCAACAUGGAGUAGUUUGAAAUAUCCAGAGGUAUGGAUUGCUGCUUUAAGUCAGAAUGCUUUUGAUACAGGCGCUGGUGUUGGAGCGCUGGCUACGUAUGCAGCAUUUAUGAGCAGAAAACGUGGCGCUGUCAGAUAUGGCACAGUCAUUCCAGUACUGAAUAAUUUAGUAAGCUUUGUAAGUUCUAUUGCAGUGUUCUCCACUGUGUUCUCUACUCUUAUUAAAACUCAACCGACAAUGACACGUUUAGGGAUUCUAAAGCUCAUGCAGUCAACUGGACCAGGUAGUAGUGGCCUUACAUUCAUAUGGUUUCCAGUACUAUUUAACAGUUUAGGAGGUUUUGGGAGAUUUUUGUGUACAAUGUUUUUCGUUUGUCUAACUGUUGCUGGAGUGAGUACUACUAUUUCAGAUCUUCAGGUUAAUACAAUGGUUUUGCAUGAUAUUGGAUUUAGCCACAGAAAAUGUGCUGCUAUCGCUGUAGGAAUAAAUAUUUUGUUUGGAAUUCCUUCUGCACUGAAUCUUAAUCUCUUAACAAAUCAGGAUGAUGUAUGGGGAAUGGGACUUAUAGUAUCUGGUGUACUGAUGGCCAGUAUAGUCAUUAAAUAUGGUCCUGAAAGAUACCGCCGUUGCGUAGUUAAUGAGUUUGGAAUAGGCGAUUGGCAUCUGCCAAGGAUAUGGAUACUUGGCAUAACCGUUCUUGUGCCGUGUGAAGGUGUACUUUUGCUUAUCUGGUGGUUAUACGAUAUGUUUGCAUAUGAUCCUGACUGGUAUAAGAUAACAUAUACAUCUGUUACAACUUUGAUUUUCGAGUGGUCUUUUGUAGUAGCUUUACUGGUUAUACUCAAUGUAAUAGCAAUUCGAAAACAAUGGACAGUUUUUCCUGUUGCAAAGGCAGUUGGAAACAAUCCGUACGAAAUAAAAUGUUAUACAAGCACAAGUGCAAUUUAA